This is a messenger RNA of Branchiostoma floridae (Florida lancelet), 2405 nucleotides long. RefSeq names its product lysosome membrane protein 2-like. The record is from RefSeq and is a predicted model, not a curated record. Gene Ontology annotation, cellular component: cytoplasm; membrane; lysosome. NCBI's taxonomy places the organism in Eukaryota, Metazoa, Chordata, Leptocardii, Amphioxiformes, Branchiostomatidae. The transcript is spliced from 13 exons. Bases 201 to 1688 code for a protein of 495 amino acids. Gene Ontology annotation, molecular function: scavenger receptor activity.
UAUUAGCAUCAUGCGCACCAUCGCGCGAGAAGUUACCAAAGUUCACCUGUAGUACACACCUUACGGACGUUCACCCCUAUUGUUUACCUUUCCGGCCUUAUUUAACACUCUAGUCAUGUGUUUAACCUGAUAGUGGCUGCACCCAUGGGAGCAUGUAGCCAGAAAAGGACACGUUUCUCGACAUUUUGUUAGCUGAAACUAUGCGGUGUACACUGAGGGUGGGUGUGGGGGUGACAGGGGUGUGUGGUGUUCUGCUACUAGGGAUGGGGAUAGGGGCGAUCUUUCUGUUCGACAGUGUAUUGCACGAUCAGAUCAAAAAGAAUGGGGUUAUUAAGCAGGGUUCGUACCUGUACGACCAAUGGAGCAACAUCCCCGUGCCAAUCUUCAUGCAGUUCUGGGUGUGGGACUUACUCAACCCCGAGGAGGUGCUACAGGGGGCGAAGCCUGCCGUCAGACAGAAAGGACCCUACACUUACUCGGAGAGAGUAGUCAAGACAAACAUCACGUUUCACGACAAUGGAACUGUGUCGUAUCUGCAGCCAAGGACUUUCACUUUCCUCAGGAACAUGUCAGUUGGACCAGAGAAUGACACUUUCACCUCCUUAAACAUUCCACUCAUGACCAUAGCAGAACUGAUUGAGAAUGAGAGAGACAUAGUAAAAGACCUGGUGUCAGUUAUAGAGCGGCUGGCCCAGGAGACACUGUUUAUGAAGCUGACUGUGGGAGGACUGGUGUGGGGAUACAACGACUCUCUCCUCGUGGAUGUCGCCAAGCUCGCGCCUGGUCUGCUCCCAUCCACGGAGUUUGGGCUGUUCAUGGGGCGCAAAAUCAAUGGAACAGACGGAGUCUACUCAGUUUACACGGGGGACGGGGAUGUUACUAAGGUCAAUGUUAUUGACACAUGGGACGGACAAAAAGCUCUGAACUACUGGGGUGAUGGUGACCCCUACUGUAACAUGAUCAAUGGAACAGAUGGAAAUUUCUUUCCACCCUUCAUAACUAAAGAUGAGAAAGCCACUUUGUUUUCCACUGACAUUUGCAGGUCAGUUGAAGGAGAGUUUAUCAGAGAGAGUUCUGUUCGAGGGAUCCCCACAUACAGGUACGAGGCACCGGAGAGGCUGUUCCAAAGUGGUGACAUCAACCCUGCCAACAAAUGUUACUGUCAGAACCAGGCCUGUCUACCUUCAGGGCUACUCAACAUCAGUAUAUGUAAACAAGGUGCUCCUGUGAUCAUGUCUUCCCCACACUUCUACUUGGGAGACCAAAGUUUGGUAGAUUCCAUCAUAGGUAUGCACCCAGACCCCGAGCAACACAAAGUGUACUUUGAAGUGGAACCGUUGACAGGGUUUCCUAUGAAUGUUGCCAAGCGCCUCCAAAUAAAUAUAUACGUCAGGAAAGUAGAACACAUUCUGCAAACUGGUAAUGUAAGGGAGAUGUUCUACCCAAUACUCUGGCUCAACGAGAGUACGUUUAUAGACCCAGUCAAUGCUGACAAGUUCAAGUCCCAAGUUACAAACAACAUCAAACUGAUGUAUGGAGUGGAGUAUGGGAUGAUAGCAGUGGGAUGUGUGCUGUUGAUCAUGUUCAUCAUCCUCUUUGUGAAGUAUAGGAAGAGGCAAUCAUCAAGCACUGUGCCUGGAACCUCUGAUGAGAGAACAAGUCUUCUGAAUGGAGACACUGUACAGUGAUGAUGGGAAAUUUGCUAACAAGAACUGCUGUAUGAGACCCUAGUCUGAUUCUCACCGUUCAACCUGUUGUUGAGUAUUGCGCAGUAUUACAUAAAGACAUCCACUGAUCAUGAAAAGGCCGAUAAGAUCAAAAGUGAGCAAUGUUUAGAAAUUUUGCAGCCUUCUUUGCCAACUGGAUUUACUGGUAUAAAUUGUAAAUGCUGUAUUUUUGGUAAGCAGUUUUCUACAGUUUUUGCUACCAUUUUUAACUUUGAUAUUCAAGCAGAACUAUCAUGCAACAAGUGGAACAAAACUAGGCUCAUGCAUAUCUCAGACUACUAGUAAGUUGAUAAAUGCUGACCAGAUAGUUUACUGGUCAAAGAAGUGAUGACAAACACUUCUUGUUAAUACGAUGCAAGUAUUAAUAAUGAAUGUUGCAGUGAUAGAUCUGUGACACGUGAUUGUUGUACCUGGUACAAAUGCUGCUGUUAAUAGUCCUAUAUUAUAUUUUAUGCAUCCAAUUUAUUAGCUAAAAGCAUUGUCAGAUUACUAGUGAAUGCAUGUACAUUGUAUGUUUGAGAAUUAUAACUAGCUGUAUUUCUUACUGAAAAACUCAGGAAUACAGUGAAAAGUGGUUUUGAUUUUUUGCUAUUGCACAGCAUGACACAAAAAUUUUCAUUAGUGCCUUAUUCCUGAUUGUACUAUAUGUAUACUUCUGUGUUGUGAAAUACGACUGUU